CUUCUUCAUUUUUCCAAGGAGUUGCGCAACGGACAAGAUGCAGCACGACCCGACCGCGUCGGUGGACCUCACCGAGGUCGACGUCUGCAUGACCGACGUGAUGAGCCCUCGGGCGGAAGCAGAGUCUGCUGCCGAUGGUGACGUGGCCGCGCGCGGGAGCCCACGAUCGCCGGCCAGCGCGAUCGACACGACCCACCUCGACCAGGCGAUGACGACGAUGGCGGUGAUCACAGUGGACGACGAGGCGAAGCGACCAUCGCCGACAGCAGCCGCGCCGGCGCCGAGACCAAGCGACGGUGCAUCGCCUCGGACAUCGCCUCGGUCGUCUCCCAAGGCCAAGCCCGACAGCAUCUACUGGGUCAAGCGGACGAAAUUCCUCCAGCGCGACGUGCUGUACAUUUGCCAGAACGUCAACGGUCCGUGCCCGCUGCUCGCGAUCUGCAACGUGCUCUUGCUGCGGGGCCAUUUGCACCUUGACGCGUGUGUGCGGGCGACGCCGGCUGGCCAAGGCUACGUGUACGCGCGCGAUGUCAUGGAGCUGGUCCAGCAGCGCAUCCUCGCGACCAACGCCCACUUUUCCGAGGCAGAGAAGGCGACCGUCCAGGAAGUCGUCGACCUCAUUCCGUCGCUGCACGUCGGCUUGGACGUCAACGUUCAGUUCCACGCGAUUGACGCGUUCGAGUACACGAGCGCGCUGGCGAUUUUUGAUUUGCUCGCGAUGCGCCUCGUGCACGGCUGGGUCGUCGACCCGCAGGACGUGGCGACGGCCUCGGUCAUCGGCACCAAGUCGUACAACCACAUCAUCGAGACGGUGAUUGACCACCACUCGGUCGGCGACGACAGCAGCGCCGCCGCAUCCACCAUGGUCAAGGAGCGGUCGCUCUCAAUGGAGGACGCAGUCGCCAAGGUCCAGCAGGUCCAGCACGACGGUCCGAUCAUUGAGCAAUUUCUCGCCGAGAGCGCCAACCAGCUCACGUUUGCCGGCCUCGUCUUGCUGCACGAAGACGGCAUCAAAGAGCGGGAGCUGGCCGUGUUUUUCCGCAACAAUCACUUUUCGACCAUCUUCAAGAUUCAUGGCGCGCUCUACCUCCUCGCCACGGACGCUGGCUACUAUGACGAGCCGAGCGUCAUUUGGGAAAACUCGACGAGAUUGACGGCGACAGCGAGUACUUUACGUGCGCGUUUACGCCGGUCGUUGCCCGCGACACGAAGCAGCAAGCGCUCUUGGCACCGCAACCCGCCGAGCCGACGCCGCCCAUGAUCUCAGAGGACGAUGCCGACUAUCUCAUGGCGCUGCGCCUCCAAGAAGAAGAAAACCGAAUGGCAAAAGGCGCGGUGCCCGAGCCAGCGCCACGGCCGCCGUCGCCACGUCGACCGCCAAGCCCGCGUUCGGUGCCACCGAUGCUCUCGGGCGUGAGUGUCGACCCGCUCGAGAUGACGGACGACGAGCUCCGACUCCAGCGGGAGGCAGAGGCGUACUACAAGCAGCAGCAGCUCCGCGCCCAGCGCCAAGCGAUUGGCAACCAACCAGAAAUUCGGCCACAGCUGCCGCGACGCGAGGGCACCGCAGCGUCACGCCCACGACGCAGUAUGACCAACAACAACACCAAUGACGCUGGCUGUCGUGUGAUGUAAUUCUCAACACGUUUCGUUUUCCAUCCACUCGAGCUGG
Molecule: messenger RNA, 1672 nt
Organism: Saprolegnia parasitica CBS 223.65
Lineage: Eukaryota; Oomycota; Saprolegniomycetes; Saprolegniales; Saprolegniaceae
Exons: 4
Coding region: 38-1261 (407 amino acids)
Biological process (GO): protein K48-linked deubiquitination
Cellular component (GO): cell periphery; cytosol
Molecular function (GO): cysteine-type deubiquitinase activity; cysteine-type carboxypeptidase activity; K48-linked deubiquitinase activity
Source: RefSeq, a predicted model, not a curated record